AUAUGUUCAUCAACAACAUUUGAUCUCAAGCUCAUAAGAAUUUGAUCUCCACAUUAUAUCUUGAUCGUCACCACAAGACAAAAACUCCCAACUUUAUUUUAUCAGCAAUCACAACAUAUAAUAAAAGAGAUGGGAAGAGCUCCAUGCUGUGAGAAGAUGGGGUUGAAGAGAGGACCAUGGACGCCUGAAGAAGAUCAAAUCUUGGUCUCUUUUAUCCUCAAGCAUGGCCAUAGUAACUGGCGAGCCCUUCCUAAGCAAGCUGGUCUUUUGAGAUGUGGAAAAAGCUGUAGACUUAGGUGGAUGAACUAUUUAAAGCCUGAUAUAAAACGAGGAAAUUUCACUAAAGAAGAAGAGGAUGCUAUCAUCAGCUUACACCAAAUCCUUGGCAAUAGAUGGUCAGCGAUUGCAGCGAAAUUGCCUGGAAGAACUGAUAACGAGAUCAAGAACGUAUGGCACACUCACUUGAAGAAGAGACUCAAAGAUUAUCAACCCGCUAAACCUAAGACCAGCAACAAAAAGAAGGGUACUAAACCAAAAUCUGAAUCCGUAAUAACGAGCUCGAACAGUACUAGAAGCGAAUCGGAGCUAGCUAAUUCAUCAAACCCUUCUGGUGAAAGCUUGUUUUCGGCGUCACCUUCGACGAGUGAGGUUUCUUCGAUGACACUCAUAAGCAACGAAGGACAUAGCAACGAGAUUAAUAUGGAUAACAAACCGAGAGACAACGGUACUAUAGAUCAAGAUUGUGUUUCUUUCGAAAAUUUUGGUGCGGACAUCGAUGAGAGCUUCUGGAACGAGACACUUUAUAGCCAAAGUGAACACAACUAUGCCUCGAAUGACCUAGAAGUGGCUGGUUUAGAUGAGAUAAAACAAGAGUUUCAACACUUAGGCUCCGUUAAUAAUGAGAUGAUUUUCGAUAGUGAGAUGGACUUCUGGUUUGAUGUAUUGGCGAGAACAGGCGGGGAACAAGAUCUCUUAGCCGGGCUCUAAUUAAAAUGUUUGAGAAUUAAGUAAAGUGAAAUGGUGCAA
This is a messenger RNA of Arabidopsis arenosa, 1026 nucleotides long. NCBI's taxonomy places the organism in Eukaryota, Viridiplantae, Streptophyta, Magnoliopsida, Brassicales, Brassicaceae. The record is from the annotation of a GenBank genome assembly.